AUGAUUUCUGCUGAUCUUCAAACUAAGAACUUGGACAUAUCUAACAAAAUUUCAUCGCUGCUGAAGUGCGUAACGCUGUGUUACGAUUUAAGCUUUUUUGUUGAAAAUGCUGCUGCCCAAAAGAAGGCUGUUCUCGAAUCGAGUUCAUCAAGUGAAUCUGAAGACGAAGCUCGACCGCAGUUUAUCACUACUUUCGGAGGCGAUGAUGGAAAAGGUAAUUGACC
Messenger RNA from Strongylus vulgaris, 224 nucleotides. Lineage: Eukaryota; Metazoa; Nematoda; Chromadorea; Rhabditida; Strongylidae. The record is from the annotation of a GenBank genome assembly.